AUGGAGCCCCAAUAUCUGUGCUUUGACAAAUGGCUCUCUGAUACGGAUGUCGAUCGCAAUCUGGAAAUACCCAAGGGGGCACGUUUUUUGCCGGAUGGAAAUGGGAUCAUGCUUGUAACUGACCGAGAUGGAAACACAUAUGAAUUCAUAGCAUCAGUGAGGGCUGAUGGUAGGCGUUCUCUGACACGCGAAUGGCACGCUUUUGCCAAGCGUCUUCGACCGGGUGAGUUGCUAAGGGUUUAUCGG
Ilex paraguariensis (yerba mate) is the source of this 246-nucleotide messenger RNA. Lineage: Eukaryota; Viridiplantae; Streptophyta; Magnoliopsida; Aquifoliales; Aquifoliaceae. The record is from the annotation of a GenBank genome assembly.